This is a messenger RNA of Topomyia yanbarensis, 2370 nucleotides long. RefSeq lists its product as uncharacterized. The coding region runs from base 1 to 2370 and encodes 789 amino acids. The transcript has a single exon. The record is from RefSeq and is a predicted model, not a curated record. NCBI's taxonomy places the organism in Eukaryota, Metazoa, Arthropoda, Insecta, Diptera, Culicidae.
AUGGUGCGUCUGCAACGAUGCUUGCGCGGCCGAGCACUGGAAUCCGUCAGAUGCCGGCUUCUGCACCCUGAGAAUGUGAAUGGUGUUAUAGACACGCUAAAAAUGCUGUUUGGGAGACCUGAAAUUAUAGUGCAAUCCCUAAUCGGAAAGGUUCAGGCACUACCAACACCAAGAGCUGACAAACUUAACACUCUGGUCGAUUUCGGUAUCGCCGUAUCCAACUUAACUGCAACGUUAGAAGCAUGCCAGCUAAACGAGUAUCUCUGCAACAUUUCAUUACUGCAGGAACUCGUUGAGAAACUACCCCCGAUGGUUAAACUUAAUUGGGCCACGCACCGUCGGUGUAUAAAAAAUGUAAACUUCAGUGAAUUCAGCUCCUGGCUAUACACUCUGGUCGAAGCAGCCUGUUUCGUUACCUCUCCCUUCACAGGAGCGGUCAGUGAUACCCCUUAUAAUCGCAAGACUCGGAAGAAUGAUGGAUUUGUUAACGUUCACUCAGAAAGCGCCGACCCACGCUCCGGACGCGACGAAGAGACCCUUGCCACAUGGAGGGUGUGUCCCGCCUGCAACGGAAGAUGGACGUCAACUGAUUGCUGUCCGAGGUUCACGAGUAUAGAUGUAGAAUCAAGAUGGGUAAUGGUACGAGAGCGCGGUUUGUGCCGAAGAUGUCUACGUAAACACACCGGCGUAUGUCGUUCGCGAAAAGAGUGCGGUGUCAACGGCUGCGGAUACAAACAUCAUAGUAUGCUGCACAACGAUACGAGGGAAAUCAAUCAAACUACAACAAACCGUGCGCUCGCUGGUGAAGACAGUGGUGAUAACACCGGUCCAGUGGAACCAUGCAACACCCAUAGAGGAAUUAUCGAUUCCGUGUUGUUUCGAAUAGUUCCUGUUGUUCUACACGGUCUUCGAAUGACAAUUCAAACCUAUGCCUUGUUUGACGACGGUUCGUCGCUAACCUUAAUAGACGAGGAAAUAGCUGAAACCCUGCAACUACCUGGGGAACCGUAUCCGCUUUGGUUAAAGUGGACAGGGGAUACGUGCCGGCAUGAAGGUAGCUCAAGACGAGUGUCCGUUGAAAUUUCUGGAACCGGACCAGCAGCGAAGCGUUAUUAUUUGGAGAACGUUCACACAGUAGAGGAUCUAUACCUACCAAGUCAAACGGUGAACAUCGAAACCCUCGCGGAAAAAUAUCAGCAUCUACGAGGAAUUCCAGUUGAUUCUUUCCAGGACGCCCGACCUCGCUUACUGAUCGGUAUGAAUAAUUGUCGUUUAGGUCACCCCAUAAACAGCCAGGAAGGUAUCCAAGGACCUGCUUCCAAAACGCGUCUUGGCUGCGUCGUAUUUGGGAACUGCUCCGAUAACGUUGUUACGGAACGGAAUGAGCUACUUCACCAUAGCAUGCACGUUUCACUCUGCGAUCAACCAGAUGAAACCGAUCUUAACCGUUUGGUGAAAGAAUAUUUCUCUCUCGAAGGAAUUGGAAUUACCAAACCAGAAAAACCUUUGCUAUCAUCGGCUGACCAGCGGGCAUCGAAUUUAUUACGUGAAUAUACUCAUCGUAAGGGUGACCGCUAUGAAAGUGGCCUGCUUUGGUGGUACGAUGACAUUCGCCUUCCAGAUAGCAAACCGGCUGCUCUACGACGUCUACUCUGCUUGGAGAAUAGAAUGCGCAAAAAUCCCGCGCUGGUAGAAGCGAUGCGAAAUAAAAUCCAUGAAUAUUUGCAAAAAGGUUAUAUGAGAAAACUAACGCCAGCGGAAGUUUCAGUAAAACACCCACGCACUUGGUAUCUACCAAUAUUUCCCGUUUUCAAUCCCAAUAAACCGGGUAAACUACGCAUCGUGUGGGAUGCCGCCGCAUCCGUCCGAGGUGUCUCGCUGAACUCCGUGUUAAUGACGGGUCCUGAUCUGCUCACAUCCCUCGCAUCUGUUCUUCUUCGGUUUCGUGAGCAUCGAGUGGCCGUCGGUGGCGACGUGCGUGAAAUGUUUCACCAAGUUUUAGUGAAAGAUGAGGAUCAAUACAGUCAGCGGUUCCUUUGGCGUAACACUGAAGGCGACGAACCAGAUGUUUAUGUCAUGAAGGUUAUGACCUUCGGUGCUAGCUGCUCACCAAGCUGCGCGCAAUACGUUAAAAAUCACAACGCUCUCCAGUUCUCUGAGCGUUUUCCCGAUGCUGCAGAUGCAACAGUGAAAGGUCACUAUGUCGACGACCUGCUCAUAAGUGUAGAAACACAGGAGGAUGCCAUUCGCCUAGCGAAAGAAGUUCAGUUCAUACAUGCAAACGCGGAAUUUGAAAUUCAUCAAUGGAUAUCCAAUUUCAAGCAAGUACUUUGUGCGUUGCAGAAUGCACCAACUGCAGAAAAAACCUGA